Chironomus riparius is the source of this 456-nucleotide messenger RNA. Lineage: Eukaryota; Metazoa; Arthropoda; Insecta; Diptera; Chironomidae. The record is from the annotation of a GenBank genome assembly.
UUCAUUCAGUUUUUCAUAUUAAAGCAACUAGAUAAGAUGAAAAUUUUAAUAUUAUUAACAUUAAUAGCUUUCAUAGCUUUGACAAAAGCGAAUGAAGCAGAAGCAGACGCACAAAAAAUGCCACUGAGAGAUCUAUGUCCAACCCGCAGGAACUGCAAAACAAUCAAAAUUGUGUGCCCACAAGGAACAGUUUUUGAUUCGAAUCCAAAAGGCUGCUGUUGCAGACCUUUAUGCACCGGUCAAAAUGAAAUCUACACCUGUGGAUGUUCUGACUUAGUUUGCAACAAAAAACCAAUUUUGUGCAGAGGGUGCGAUUAUGGAUGCUUCUGCAAACCUGGUUUUGUUCGUCAUCCUAUUUCGAAAAAAUGUAUUUCACCAAAAAAUUGCCCAGUGAAAAUGGAAAUGGCAGAAGAUGCUGUUGUUUGAUUUUCAGUUGCUGUCAAAUUUAAUGCGAGA